Musca domestica (house fly) is the source of this 580-nucleotide messenger RNA. RefSeq names its product NADH dehydrogenase [ubiquinone] 1 beta subcomplex subunit 3 (gene ND-B12). The transcript is spliced from 3 exons. The coding region runs from base 135 to 452 and encodes 105 amino acids. Gene Ontology annotation, cellular component: mitochondrion. The record is from RefSeq and is a predicted model, not a curated record. Gene Ontology annotation, biological process: mitochondrial respiratory chain complex I assembly; electron transport chain. Lineage: Eukaryota; Metazoa; Arthropoda; Insecta; Diptera; Muscidae.
AAACAUCGAUUAACGGUUACUUUAGCUGCCGGCCCCCGUAUAUCGAUUGCAAUAUUUAUACUAUCGAUACUGCCAUCGGUUGUUUGACAGCUCUAAUUUCUUGUGUUUCAUUGGUGUGCAGUUAAAAAAGCAACAUGGGUGGUCACGGACAUGGACAUGGUGCACCAUACAAGGUACCAGAUGCCAAUAUCUAUAAAGUGGAAGAUGUCCCCAAAUUGGUGGAAGUAAGAGAAGCAUUGGCCCGCCAGGGUCUUAAGGAUCCUUGGUUGCGCAAUGAAGUCUGGCGUUACAAUGCCAAAGAAUUCGGUACACAUGCCUCUCGCUUGAGAACCUUCAUGUUGCGCGGUUUCGUCUUGGGUUUGGGCUUGACUGCCGCUACCGUUGCCCUGGAAACAGUCUUUGGCGGUGACGAUCAUCACGGCCAUGGACACGGUGAAGAGGGCCAUCAUUAGUGUACUAGUAAAUAUUAAUUUGUACAGAAUUUAAGUUAAAUUUGUUCGCUAUUAAAUAAAUUGUUCGCCGGAAAUGUGCACGAAAUUGGAAGCAAUUGCAAGGUGGAAUAAAGUAAUUGUGUUUCGAA